CCCCAAGAUCCAUACUUUGCGAGACGCCUGCACUGGGCAUGGUGGGUUGGGCCAGAUGACCUCUGGAGACUCCUCCCAAGGAUUGCAACCCCGCCACUCUCCAGCCCAAGCCCAUUGGCACGACAAGAGUUAAGGUGGGGAGGCGAGGCGAGGCAUUGAUGGACGCUGGCUCCUCCUACCCGGACUGGGGUGAGCUGAGCCAGGGAGGCUGCCCGAAGCCGCAGCGUUAUAGCACUGGGGGCUGGACCAAGUCUUGCAGCAGAGUCUAAGGAGAGACAGAGAGGCGGCAGAAGCUGGCUUUGCCUUUCACAGGGAACUUCCCAGGGCACCCUGGCGGGUGACAUCGAGGCAGAGCCGACGGACUUGAGCGCCACCUGUUUCCCCCUCUCGCGUUCCGGGACCAUGCAGUCUCCCAAAAAGGGCCUGAUCUGUAACCUGAACCACGUCCACCUGCAGCAUGUCUCCUUGGGUCUCCAUUUGUCGCGCCAUCCGGAACUCCAAGAGGAUGCCAACACGCUGGCGCCCCCGAGAGACCGGGUGGGUUGCCAGGAUUGCCGCGGUCACGGCGGCAACACCCGCGAGCUGGUAGACGCCAACUCCAACAACCCGUCCCUGCCCUGCCGCUGCUGCGACGGCCACACGCUGCAUUCGGAUCUCAAGCGAGGCCUCCAAGGUCAGCCUCUCUCGCCCAACUGCCUGGCUCUGAAACGUGAGGAAGAAGAGGAGGAUGAAGAAGAAGAGGAAGAAGAGGAGGAGGAGGCAGGUUCGCCGUCGGAGCUGGGCUCCUCAUCAGUUAGCAGCUCCUCAGAUAUCAGCCUGGAUGAGAGCCCGGUUUCUGUAUACUGUAGAGAAUUUCCUGCUGAGGAGCCAAGGAGUCCUGAGAACCAGCCCAACAUUGUCCCCUUGGAAGAUGCUCGUGGCAUCCUUCCCCUGGCUGACCGCAAAGACGAAAGCUUGAACCUCAACACCCAGAUCAGCGAGCCUCGCCCGUCCCGUGUCUGGGACAGCCCCGACAGCUUGUGCAGUGGUAGCUCGCUGGGGUCCACGCCUGACAUGAAUUCUCCGUGUGGGGAAAGCCCGGUCAAGUCGCCCCUCGCUGAUUCCUGCAGGGCUCCCUUGCCUGUACCGCCCCCGACCCGUCCCUUCAGGGCUCCCCCAGCCGUGCCAGCCCCCAAAAUCAGCCCGGAGCUGGAUUCAAACUGCAAUGCUCUCCCGAGCCGGGAAGCAGAGCCCGGAAAGCUCUUAGUGGACGUCAACUCGAACCAGGCUGCUCCGCCGAGGCCUCGUGUUUCGAGCGGCCCUCCGCCGGUGCCCCCCAGAACGAAGAGGGGGCUUCAGGGGUUGAGGCGAGGCGAAGCAGGGAAGCCUGCAGUGGCCCCGGCAGACCUGCCGCCCUGCCACAGCGACCAACAGGCCGCGGGCAGCCGGAAGAACAUCACUUCCUUCCACGAGUUGGCACAGAAAAGGAAGAAGGCCGCAGCGUCGGUCGGGCCCCCACCUCAGACGAGGAAGGACCAGAGUGACUGGCUGAUCGUCUUCUCCCCUGACACCGAGCUGCCACCGUCGAAUGAGCUGACGUGUGGCGUGGCCCCUUGCCGGGAGACGCCCGGGCCCCCGACUCCACCCUCAGAGCCACCAGCCAACCCCGCCGGCCAAAGAGGGGUGACCACGUUCAAGGAAUUGCGCUGCCGGAAGCAGAAGGCCCAGGCGCCCGUGAAGAUGGGCACCCAAACCCCAUGGCAAGUGGAUCCCGGGAAGGGGGUCCCCGACGGGAGCGCUCCGCCGGAGGUUGUCGUGGAGCCACCACCAAGCGGGCCCUUCAGGCCCCCGAAGGAAAUCCCGCCCCGGAGGAGGAAAUCGCGCCCCGGGCUGCAGCCCAUUGUGGAGGGAGGCUUUGAAGAAGGAGAGGACGGAAGGAUGGAGGUGAAGGCGUCUGAUCGAAGCUCCGAGGGCCCAUCCAAUGGGAGGAGGGACCCCUGGAUGCCGGGGAAGGAGGAGAGAGGAGAAAGGAGUUUUGUGGAGGCUGACGCCCUCCUUGCCCGCUCCUCCAGGCCUCAGAAUCUGCCCUACCCACCUCUCCUGGUCCAUUUCUCUGUGGUGGACGGCCCGGCACCCCUGCACCCCUCACUCUGCACUGGCUUAGAGAGUGUGGAGCUGAGCUCCCCUGCCCCUCCUGCCCCGGCCUUCUGCCCCAGGCUCAAGACCUUGUCCUGCGAGGAGGUCUGCCUCCUAGCCGGGCGGCAGGGGCAGGUCUUGGGCACUCUCUCGCCCGAGGAGCUGCUCCCCAUCCGCCUCUCCCCCAUCGGGGCCUACUCCCCCCCUGCCAGGAGCGUCCUGCCUUUCCUGGAGAGCCCUGACCUGGCUGUGCUGUUCUCACCCCUCUUCCCCCGCAGCCGCACCUUCCCCGCCUUAGCUUUCCCACCCCGCCAGGUGCUCGAGCGGCCGUUUGGAGCCCGCCGCGCCCCCCUUGACAGCCAGGCUGGAGCAGGGCUCGGGAGAGUGCCCUGGGGCAGUAUGGAAGCCAGAGAGCCGGGAGCUCCCAAGCAACUCAGACAUUCCCACUCCUUUGGUGGGGUCCCAAAUACUGGCCAUCUGUGGGGGGCCGAUGCUGAUCGCGUCUAUGCCCAACUUCGAGAACAAAAGAAAGCUUUGCUCGUGGCAGUCAGUGCCUCCGUGGACAAGAUCGUCGCCCAUUUCAGCACAGCCCGGAACCUCGUUCAGAAGACCCAGCUGGGAGACAGCCGCCUCAGCCCAGACAUCGGCUACGUGGUCCUGACCACUCUGUGCCCUGCCCUGCGAGCCCUGGUGGGCGACGGCCUGAAGCCCUUUCAGAAAGAUGUCAUCACGGGCCAGAGACCCAGUUCCCCGUGGAGCGUUGUGGAAGCCUCAGCUAAGCCAGGUCCCCACGCUCGGUCGCUGAACGCCUUGUACUGGCGGGUAUCGCGCUUGGCUCCGCUUCGCAGCAACCAGCAGCGCUUCCACGCUUUCAUCCUGGGCCUCCUGAACAUGAAGCAGUUGGAGCAGUGGUUUGCCAACCUGCAGCGGAACUCAGAGCUGAUCUCGGCGCUGUACUUGCCCACCGCCUUCCUGGUACUCAGCCAAGGCUUCUGCCGCCGCUGGGCCGACGAACUCCUCCUGCUGCUCCAACCGCUCUCCAUGCUGACCUUCCAGCUGGACCUCCUCUUUGAGCACCAGCACCUGCCCCUCGACGUCCGGCCGCCACCCCGGCGUCCCACCCCACCGACUGAGCUGCUGGCCGGUACCCAAAAGGCUCGUGGAGGGAGCCGAGUCGCUUUGCCCAAACGCCCACCUCCUCUCGCCGGCCUGGCGGAAGGGCCCGUGGCCCAAUCCAGCCCGCUCCACGAGCCCCAGGCCGGGCCGCCUUUGCACCAGAGACUCCUGCGGUGGGGCGACCGGCUGAGCCACACCUUCCGAGGCGGCGAGGGAGCCCCCGGGGCGGAGGCUGGCGCUGAAGGGAGCUACCAGGAGAGCGAAGAGAAGCAACAAAGCUGGUGGGAGCAGCUGAGCCGGGCCUCGGGGGUCUACGGCGAGCCCCCGAAGCAGGAGGGCUUCCCUCACACCCACUGGUCCAAGCUGAGGGCGGCUCUGGGAGAAGCCGUGGAGGUGGCCCGCAGCGGGGCUGGAGAAGCUAGCGUGAGCCCCGACGUGCUGCCCCAAGCGCCCAGCCCCAGAGGAAGCAGCUCAGUGGAGAGCCCAAGGCAGGCACCCGCUGCCUGCGAAGAAGGCAGCUCACCCCUAGGGGAAGCUGCAGGGAAGCCAGAGGCGACCUGCUUGCCCGAUGCCCAGGAGGCAGCCGAAAAGCUUGAGGGCGCUGGAACUGCAAAGGGAAACUGGCUAGGGUGGCUCUUCGGAGCAGCCGCUCCAGGAUGCGCCAACGAGGCCGAUUCUCACCUGUCGAAAUCCAGCAGGCGCCCGUCGAGCUGGUUGCCGCCCACCAUGAACAUCCUGGCUCUGGUGAUGAAGGGGGCACCGGCUGAGAAGAGCUGGCCAGAGGAAUCAUGGGAAGACGUCCCACCAAGCCCACAACAGCCAUACAGGGCCGUUCGCGCUCUCUGCGACCACGCCGGGAGCCGGGACGACCACCUCAGCUUCCGCAAAGGCGACGUCUUGCGGGUCCUGGACACGGUGGACGAAGACUGGAUCCAGUGUUGCCACGGAGACCGCCGAGGCCUAGUCCCCGUCGGCUACACCUCUCUCAUCCUGUGAACUGCGCAGGGAGGUGGCAAGGCUGCGGCUGUUGUGGGGGGAAGUGGGGCACACCAGAGGAUCACCCCACUCCUGCCUACACACAAACACACUUUAUAAACGCACCGCUGAAGGAAUUUCAACAAAAUGACAUGGACACUAAGAACCUGAGGGUGCCUACUUCCCCUCACCCAGAUUGCACCCUGGUUUAUCCUCAUGAACCCCAAACCGAUGUCUCUGUUCUUCCCCCCUCCCCUCCGGCUGCGGGUGCAAAUUCUGCCGCAGGGGGUUGGCAGAGCUCCCACCGCCUCACCGUUUCCUUCUUUCGAACUCUUCUCCUGCCUCUCGCCUGACUUAGCCAACUGCCCUUCUGCUCUUCCCACCCCCCGAAUCACACGUUUAACCGCUUGUGCUUGCUGCUUUCCACGAUCGUGUAACACACACACACACUGUCGGCCAAACUAUGGUUCUCAUCUGUAUAUUGCAUAUAUCUGUGUAGAUAUACAUACAUAUAUAUAUAUAUAUAAUAUUA
Podarcis muralis (Common wall lizard) is the source of this 4738-nucleotide messenger RNA. The record is from RefSeq and is a predicted model, not a curated record. Lineage: Eukaryota; Metazoa; Chordata; Lepidosauria; Squamata; Lacertidae.